Chaetomium globosum CBS 148.51 is the source of this 624-nucleotide messenger RNA. RefSeq lists its product as uncharacterized. Lineage: Eukaryota; Fungi; Ascomycota; Sordariomycetes; Sordariales; Chaetomiaceae. Gene Ontology annotation, molecular function: carbon-sulfur lyase activity. The coding region runs from base 1 to 624 and encodes 207 amino acids. The record is from RefSeq and is a predicted model, not a curated record. The transcript is spliced from 2 exons.
AUGGAGGAUGAGAACGGCAACAAGCGCAGCGACGGGACCGAGCCCCAUCAAUAUCAGGCCGGCUCAUCCACAAACCGCGAGGAAGAUCAAUGGAAGGAGAGGCCACCGUACAAGAUCCACGACAAGGGCCAGUUUGACGUCAAGUGGAAGGGAAAAUGCCACUGCGGCGCCGUUCAGUACGAGCUUAGCCGGGAGAAGCCAUUGGCUUCCAAGUACUGCCACUGCACCACCUGCCAGCGGCUGCACGGGGCACCCUUCCAAUGGGCCACCAUCUUCCAGAAAACCGACAUCAACUUCACCAACGGCCACCACGACCUUGGCUGGUACGACCCCACCCACAAAUCGACCACACACCACCUGCCUUGCAAGGUGCAGUGCGCCUAUUGCCGGACCCCGAUCAUGGACGAGGGCAGAAACAUGAUUCUGCUGUUUCCCACUCUCAUCGAGGGAAUCAACACGCCGAAGGGAAAGAAGGCGUUCGAGGUGCAGUCCCACAUGUUUUACCAGCAGCGAGUGGUUGAUGUCAAGGAUGGAAAGCCCAAGUUUGAGGGGCUCGCAGACCAGAGCGCCCGGGUAGAUGAGGAGACAGGGGAGGUUAUGGGGACUGAAACGUUAGAGAAUUAA